Messenger RNA from Megalobrama amblycephala (Wuchang bream), 2440 nucleotides. RefSeq names its product piggyBac transposable element-derived protein 2. The transcript has 2 exons. Lineage: Eukaryota; Metazoa; Chordata; Actinopteri; Cypriniformes; Xenocyprididae. The record is from RefSeq and is a predicted model, not a curated record. Bases 254 to 2113 code for a protein of 619 amino acids.
CAUAUUAACCCUCUCAAGGCAGGCGUUGCUGAUUUGCAACAGUUAAAAACUAAUUACCUUAUUACUCCAGAUACAUAUUUUAUGAGUUUUUUUUACUCAGAAGUACCACUGCAGGACUUGGUUGUCCAUUAGCAACAAACAGUUUCCCACUUUGCCACCAGAUGGCAGUGUAGUCUCCCUUCCAACAUGUCUGUUUCCAUGGGUUCCCUGAAGCGGAUUUUCUUGGCAUCAAUUUCGUGAUUUGCAGUGUGUUAUGGCAGGCAGACGAAAGUUUUACUCAGCCAGGGAAGUUAUUGAGUAUGUUUGCCUUCCUGAUGGUGCUUUAUCUGACACAGAAUCCAUUCCAGACGAUAAUAUUGCUGAUCCAGAUUUUGAGGAAUCUCCUGAAGCAUACGAGUCUGACUCCAGCUUUGAUGAUGAUAAGCCACUGGCAGCAAUACCAAAAGCUAAUCUCAACCACCUUGAUGUUGAAAUUCAUAACAUACAUGCAGACAGUGACACUGAGGUCCCAGAUGACAAUGAACCUCAGCCAGGCCCAGCUCCAGUCAACAAAGAGUUUUCUUGGAGGCAGAGGAAACCCCCAGCAGCUGACAUAGACUCUUCAUUCCGAGGACCUGCAUUCUCACCUCCCCCAGACGAAAUACCAAGUCCAAAGUGGUAUUUUGAUCAGUUCAUGGACAAAUCUGUUUUUGAACAUAUUUCUAACCAAUCUAACUUGUAUGCAGUUAUGAAGAAUGGCCCAGAACUGAAAACAACCCCUUCUGAAAUAGAGCAAUUCAUUGGUUUACACAUCUUGAUGACCGUAGUACGUAUGCCAUCGUACCGCAUGUACUGGCAGACGGCAACCCGCUAUGACCCAAUUGCGACAGUCAUGGGACGUAAGCGAUUUGAUAAUCUGCGUACAUACAUCCACAUGAACGACAAUACCAAUGUGAAGCAAAAGGGUGAGCCUGGAUACGAUCCAUUAUUCAAGGUGCGUCCAGUUCUUGAGAAAGUCCGUGCCAACUGUUUGAAGGUUGAACCAGAAGAAAACCACUCCAUUGAUGAGCAGAUGAUCCCCUUCAAAGGAAAGAUUGGAAUGAAACAGUAUAUCAAGAACAAGCCGCAUAAAUGGGGAAUCAAGGUCUUUACUCGUGCAGGUGUCACUGGACUAGUCUAUGACUUUGAAGUAUACACUGGAAAAGGGACCGUGACCAAUGAGCGUGGACUUGGUGUUGCCGGUGAAGUUGUGCUUCGUCUCGUAUCAGAAGUUCCAAAAGGACUAAACUACAAGUGCUUCUUCGACAACUGGUUCACUUCCCCUGAACUCAUUGUGGAACUGAAGAAAAUGGGAAUUCUAACAGUUGCUACCAUCAAUCGUAACCGUCUCCGUGGAUGUACCCUCAAGAGUGACAAGGAACUCUCAAAGGCCGGGCGUGGUGCGUAUGAAGUGAAAUACGAAAAGACAAGUGGGAUGUCCAUCGUGAAGUGGUAUGAUAACAAGGCAGUGUUGCUGGCAUCAUCCUUCAUUGGCCCUGAACCUGUUGAGAGAUGCAGAAGGUGGUCGAAAGAGAAGAAGGAAUAUGUGGAAGUGGACAGACCCCACAUUGUCAUGGUGUACAACCACAACAUGGGAGGAGUAGACUUAGCAGACAUGUUUGCAGCUCUCUAUCGCAUUGACAUCCGCCCACGUCGUUGGUAUCUGCGCAUCUUGUACUACUUGAUUGACCUAUCACUGGUCAAUGGUUGGCUCCUCUAUCGCCGUCAUCUCACCCAGAAGCAGGAGAAGAAGUAUAUGCCACUUCUUGACUUCCGUGUUCAAGUUGCAGAUGCCCUCAUCAAGGUUGGCAAACAGGCUGACUUGAUCAGUAGGAAAAGAGGACGACCGUCAUUGGAAGAUGAUCCAACGUCCCAUCAAGCUGCCCCACCUCCACCUCCACUUCAGAGGAUCUCUGCACCAUCAGUUGAUGUCAGAUUAGACCGAUGCGAUCAUUUCCCCAUCCAUGCUGAGAAACGUGGACGAUGCAGACUGUGCAAGAAUGGCUACACGCAAAUGGCCUGCCUGAAGUGCAAAGUACUUCUGUGCUUUACAAAAGACAAAAACUGUUUCUUGGAGUACCACAUGAGAAAGUGACUUGGAAACAUGCACUCAAUGAGGAUUUGAGAUAUUGGAUUUGGAUCCCAUAUUGUUUUUGUUGUUGUUCUGCCACUGAAAAGCAAUUUGUUACAUUGUUUGAAAAGUUGUAUAUAAAAAGUUAUUGUUCAUAUCACAGUCAGUCGUCAGUGUCUAAUUACCACACUGGGCCAAUGUUGCAAAUCUGCAACAUCCCAGAACGCCUUGCAUGUGAAGGUCUCUCUAAAAAAAAAGUCAGGAUUCUAUUGUACUACCCCAUAUGAUAAUUUUCCACAAAUAUCAGAUUUUUCCUGUUACUAAAACUUAAUUUGAGCCUGAGAGGGUUAA